This is a messenger RNA of Sphaerodactylus townsendi, 2700 nucleotides long. It is a transcript of the gene PLIN3, whose product is annotated as perilipin 3. Gene Ontology annotation, cellular component: lipid droplet; cytosol. The record is from RefSeq and is a predicted model, not a curated record. Gene Ontology annotation, biological process: lipid storage; positive regulation of triglyceride storage. The transcript has 8 exons. The coding region runs from base 53 to 2566 and encodes 837 amino acids. Lineage: Eukaryota; Metazoa; Chordata; Lepidosauria; Squamata; Sphaerodactylidae.
CUUCGGGAGCCCAAGGGAGGAUUGCAAGGCGACAAGGGACAGAAGGGGAAGGAUGAGUGAAGACACGUCCACGAGUGGCACAGCCACAGAAGUUCCUGGAGAUAAUCUUGAAGAUCUAAGGAAUUUGAGCAUCGUGAGCAGAGUGGCCAGCCUCCCUUUGAUCAGCGCCAUGUACAAUCUCUGCGCCUCCUUGUAUCACCGGACCAAAGAAACUCAUCCAUACUUCAACAAGGCAGCCAAUGUGGUUGAGACAGUGACUGCAGUGGCUGUAGGGAUCGCAAUAAAGGGCACACAGCCGUUUUUUAGCCAUGUAGCACCCCGCAUUUCAGCGGCGAACAAUUACUUGAACGAGAGGCUGGAGAGAAUAGAGGAAACCCUGCCCUGCCUUCAUCAGCAACCCACUCAGCUGUAUGAAGAUAGCUGCAAUCUAACCAAAACAGUGGUUUCUUCCACGGUCAACACAGCCAAGGAUGCUGCUUCAGGAGCCAAAGAUAUAGUAACCCAAAGAGUGGCAGAAGCUGUAGAUAUCACCAAGGAUAUUGUGCAUGACGGUGUCAACUUAACCAAGUCAGCAGUGGCUUCCACAGUGAACACUGCCAAGGAAGCUGCAUUUGGGGCAUCAGAUCUCGUAACCCAUAGAGUAGCCGACAUUGUCAACUUGUCCAAAGGGACUGUUAAGGACAGUGUUGACCUGACCAAGUCAGUGGUGUCUUCCACGAUGGACACAGCUAAGGAUGCUGCAAUUGGGGCCACAGAUCUCAUGGCCAAACGAAUGGGCGACAUCAUCAACUUGACCAAAGGGACAGUUCAGGACAGUGUGGACCUGACCAAGUCAGUGAUGUCUUCCACGAUGGACACAGCUAAGGAUGCUGCAACUGGGGCCACAGAUCUCAUGGCCAAUCGAAUGGGCGACAUCAUCAACUUGACCAAAGGGGCAGUUCAAGACAGUGUUGACUUGACCAAGUCAGUGAUGAAUUCUACAGUUAACACCACCAAGGAAGCCACAUUAGGGGCCACAGACCUCGUGACCCAUAGAGUAGCCGACAUUGUCAACUUGUCCAAAGGGACUGUUCAGGACAGUGUUGACUUGACCAAGUCAGUGGUGACGUCCACAGUGAAUACUGCUAAAGAGGCUGCAUUUGGUGCCACAGAUCUCAUGACCCAUAGAGUGACUGACAUUGUUAACUUGACCAAAGGGACCGUUCAAGAUAGCGUUGGCUUAACCAAGUUGGUGGUGAAUUCCACAGUGAAUACUGCUAAAGAUGUAGCAUUCGGGGCCAAAGAUAUCAUGACGAACAGAAUGGGCGACAUCAUAAACUUGACCAAAGGGACUGUUCAAGACAGUGUUGACUUGACCAAGUCAUUGGUGUCCUCAACAGUGGGCACUGCACUCCAAGCUGCCCAGGGAACGAGGGAUAUCAUGGCCGGCCGGCCAUACAAACCCGCAGAGAACAUCAACGAACAAACCGCUGAGCUGAUCAACUACCUGAAGCAGAUAGUGGCAAGUGGACUGGACGCCAUGAUGGAGAAGUCAGAGAGAAUGGUGGAUCACUUCCUGCCUGUGACACAGGAAGAGCUGGAAAAGCUGGCUGCAGAAGUACCAGGUUCAAAGAAGGCUGCCACGAAGGACGGCCAGAAAAGUUAUUUCAUCCGUUUGGGGUCCCUAUCCACCAAAGUACGCCAUCGGGCCUACCUGCAUUCCCUCAGCAAGCUUCAUCACCUUAAAGAAAGCACUCAAAAUAUACUUUUGCAACUUCAGCUGGUUAUUAACUUGAUCGAGACGGGAAAACAAGGUGUGGGGCAGCGGCUCCAAGAGGCCCAACAGAAACUUCACCAGGUCUUGUCAGAGUGGUCCCAGAUGCAGCCUGGAGGAAGUCAGGCCAAAGGAGAUGUACAGAAUGAGGUUGAAUCGCGCACUCUGGCUUUGCUUCGUUUCAUCACACGAGACCUGGGCCCUGCCUACUCUCGGCUGAUGGCGAGUAUCGACGGCCUUCCUGGCCAUGUCCGGGAGAAAGUGGACCAAGCAGUCGGCAACGUGCGCCAGCUCCAUGCUUCUUUCUCCUCUGCCAAGUCCUUCCGAGACUUGCCGUCCAACAUCCUGGUUCAGGUCCGCGAGCAGAUCGCCAAGGCACGAGAGGCUCUGGACAUGCUCGUGGAGUAUGUGAGGCAGAACACACCUCUGAACUGGAUCGUGGGGCCCUUCCGAGCAUUGCCAGCUGGCACCAAGGAGGUCACGAUGGAGGAAAUGCCCACGCUGGGUGGCCCAGAGACGGAAAAGAAAGCCCCAAAGGAUGGAGACAAGACCACCAUGUCAACUGGGGCGCGGAAGGAGAUAGCGACGCCCCCACAGCCAGUGAGCGCUGUGCCCAAAUUGGCAAAGAUGCCUGAGCAAACCAAGGAGGCAGAAGCAGGAAAAGUGAAAGAAGCAGAUAAGACUAAGGAAGCAGAAGCUACUUUUGAAAUGCCGAAGAGGGCAAAGAUAGAUAUCAAGGGAAAGGAAGGGGAAACCAAAAAGGCAGGGAAAAGCUCUCUGAAUAAGACCCCUGAGGCACCUGAAGCGCCAUAAUUUUUGCUGGAGUUCUGGGGAAAGUUUUCCUGGCUGGUUUUGCACUCCUGUGCAGCUCUUCUCAGCCCAGCCCAGCCCAGGCCUCUUGCAAACCAAUACAUUAUUGUAUUGUCGAAGGCUUUCACAGCCGGAAU